Pseudogymnoascus verrucosus is the source of this 730-nucleotide messenger RNA. RefSeq lists its product as uncharacterized. Bases 1 to 330 code for a protein of 109 amino acids. Gene Ontology annotation, cellular component: cytosolic large ribosomal subunit; ribosome. The record is from RefSeq and is a predicted model, not a curated record. Gene Ontology annotation, biological process: translational elongation; cytoplasmic translation. The transcript has 4 exons. Gene Ontology annotation, molecular function: ribonucleoprotein complex binding; protein kinase activator activity; structural constituent of ribosome. Lineage: Eukaryota; Fungi; Ascomycota; Leotiomycetes; Thelebolales; Thelebolaceae.
AUGUCGAACGCCGAGCUCGCAACCUCCUACGCCGCUUUGAUCCUCGCCGAUGAUGGUGUCGAUAUCACUGCCGAGAAGCUUCAAACUCUGAUCGCCGCCGCCAAGGUUGCCGAUGUCGAGCCUAUCUGGACCUCUCUGUUCGCCAAGGCCCUUGAGGGAAAGGAUGUUAAGGACCUGCUCCUGAACGUCGGUUCGGGCGGCGGCGCACCCGCUGCCGGCGGUGCUGCCGCUGGUGGUGCCGCUGCUGCAUCUGAGGAUGCCCCAGUUGAGGAGAAGGAGGAGGAGAAGGAGGAGUCCGACGACGAUAUGGGCUUCGGUCUUUUCGACUAAGCGGUUUCCGGGAGUCUCUGUCUGUACUUACCUUGCAUGGCCACGGUUUUUUGUCCCACGGUGCAAUAUCUGGCUGGACGGGCGGCCUCUAUAGAAUGAGAACGCUUACAUGACAUAUCGGUUCCAAGUUCCACAAGUGAUUUUCCUGAAUGCACUGUGAAUACUUCGGCCUGCCGAUUCGAAAGCGAUGGAAAUUUAUAGGGCGCAGCUAUAACUCCUGGCACGACUUCGACUUGUAAAUGACCUGUUUUGGACUGUGCUCCAGAUUCUACGGCUUGGGACAAGAUGAAAGAACUGGUGCUGAGGCUUGAUUGGAGUCGGAUGGAAUGUCUCAAGGUUUGCUUCCUCACUCCUCUGUGGUGGGAAUGGCAGACUAAAAGAAAUCGAACAAACUCUGACU